UACACUGAAAAGAAAUCACAGAAGGAUUAUGGAGAAGAAUCUAGAGUACAAGUUCUGGUAGGAAAAUGACUCGCCUGGCACGGGAGCAGGCGUUACGAGCCAUGUCUCUGUGAGACCUCCAGAAUUAAGAGCAAAUGCCUGGAGAAGUCCAGUUGCACAGAGCAGCGCCGCAGCUCUUGUGAACCGCGGGCAUCGACGCCUCUCAGACUUGCUCCUCUGGCCCGAGCACUCUGCCAGCGUUUCCUACCCCACGAAUGGCUACUCAGAGGAAGCACUUGGUGAAAGAUUUCAAUCCUCAUAUCACCUGCUAUAUCUGUAAAGGCUAUCUCAUCAAGCCAACUACAGUAACUGAGUGCCUCCAUACCUUUUGUAAGACUUGUAUUGUUCAACACUUUGAAGACAGCAAUGACUGUCCCAGGUGUGGCAACCAAGUGCAUGAGACCAAUCCACUAGAAAUGUUAAGGCUGGAUAACACCUUAGAGGAAAUUAUAUUUAAGCUGGUGCCUGGACUUCGAGAACAGGAACUGCAGCGAGAGAUUGAAUUUUGGAAGAAAAACAAACCUCAAGAAAAUGGACAAGAUGAAAGCCCAAAAGCUGAUAAACCCAAAGUAGAUGAGGAGUGUGAUGAAAAUGAAGAAGAUAAAGACUAUCACAGGAGUGACCCACAGAUUGCUAUUUGCCUUGACUGUUUACGCAACAAUGGGCAGUCAGGAGACAAUGUAGUCAAAGGUUUAAUGAAGAAAUUUAUCCGCUGUUCUACUCGAGUGACCGUGGGAACUAUCAAAAAGUUUCUCAGCUUAAAAUUAAAACUUCCAAGUUCUUAUGAGCUGGAUGUACUAUGCAAUGGAGAAAUCAUGGGGAAGGAUCAUACUAUGGAAUUCAUCUAUAUGACGAGAUGGAGACUAAGAGGCGAAAACUUUCGGUGUCAGAACUGCUCAUCUUCGCAAGUCUGCACACAGGAUGGCACUUUUUAUCAGUCUUACCCUAUGGUACUUCAGUAUCGACCUAGAAUUGACUUCGGUUAGACCAAAGGGCCAGAUCCCACUGAGAUGAAUCCUGCACUAUUUGUUUACCCAUCGACAGAUUGCACAAUGAAUGGAUGUGCCUGGAUUAGGGGGACACAACCAGAUUUUCAGCAUGCAAAUAAGGACAUUGUCAUUCUUAAAAUUGUCAGUUGCAUCUCUGUUGUUUCUAUUAGAGCAAGCCAAGUGCCAUUCUGCUACUGAAAUGUGCAUAAGAUAUUUGUGUAUCUUACGAGUGUGCUGCAAAUCAUAGCCAAAAUCAUGAAGUGUACAGUCAAGAUUCAAAAACUAUGGAAUAUUUUUGCUUGCGUGUUAGAAAAUUUUUCUGGUCCUAAUAUUGAUUACACUAGCAAAAUGGCAGAGUGCUCAUUCCAUGUGGUGUUGCAGUUUCACACACUUACUAUUUUACUGAAUAUUGUUGUUUAAAUCAUAGAGUACUGUACAAAUAACUAAGGAUUAUACCUUGAAAAUAUUUUGUAUAGAAAAUAUAUUUAGAAAAGUGGUGAUUGGGCCACUACCUUUUUCUUGAUAAGCUUCUCAUGGGUCCAGGUAUAGCUCACUCAUGAGUGUGCAACAGCCCUUUUGCAGUGAAUGAAGAUUAAUUACCUUUAACAAGAGAUGUGGAACACGGUAAUUCAAAACAGUAAUUUUAAGUCUUCUAAAUAGAUUCUGCUAAUAUUGCUUAAAAGCAUCACAGCCUUUGUGAUUGCACUUUUCUAUGGUUUCCCUAAAGAUUGGAAUUUGGGUUACUAGCUAUUUUUGGAAAAUGGCUUCUGGUCAGAUUACAUUUCUUCUAAUAAAGCCUCCGUAAAAAGGAAGUUAAAAAUAAUGUAAGUGUCUAUGGAACAACAAAUUUCACUGUAAGAUUCCAACCAAGGCAAAAUUUUACAUAAUUAUUGCCUUUCAUAGUAAGCAUUUCCUUUCAAGAUUGGUUGGAGGUAUAUAAUACGCUAAAACAAAAAUAAUAUAUAGCUUUAAUUACAUUAUAUCUCUCUCGUGACUAUCUGGAGUUUAGAAUUCAUUAUAGAAACUUUCAUUCAUACUUCCAUAAAAUCAGAGGUAAUGCAAUACUGAAGAUAAGCAGUCUGACCAAAAUAGUUGUUUGGGUCUUCUUUUUCCUAAGACCUGGUAGCGCUGGAUAAAAAGUGAUUGUUGCCUUAGGUAUUGCAAGCUUAACGGUUCUAGUAUAGAAUGUUUCUUGAGGUUUCUGGUAAUGUUGCAGGGAGCAUAGUAAUGCAUAUGUUUUCUGUAGUCUUCCGUUGUCUUUGCUCUGCUUAAAAGUCAGUUGAGUUUUUCACUUCAAGUUCUGUGGAGAUACUUAUAGUUCAGUACCUUUAUGUAAUUCCUACUUAAUACACGCCUGCUAGUAUUGUAGAUAACUGUUUACUUUCUUAUGCCUUUUGCAUAAGGAACCAAAUCAACUUUUCAGAAGCUACUAUAGAGUGAACUAAUCAUACUUAGAUAAGACAAAGUGAAAAUUCUGUCUUGGGAUCAAGUAUAAAAGAUAGAUGCAAGGCUGUUACUCCUUUGUGAAUUUUUUGUUCAUGUACAUUAGUAUGUUUCUGUAGGAGAAAGAAGCAUGUUGUGGAUUAAAUCUGGCCCCUUUAAUGUUAAGAGGAGUUCUAACAUCGGUGACUUGAGGAAUCCGUGUAUAGUCAGGUUAACUUCUACCAUUGCACUCCAAAGCCCAUAUGACAUGCAGAAAUAAAGAUGCUGUCAGUAGCAGUCUGUUUAGGAAACCUGCCAUUGCAGGUCAAGGUUGCACAUAUUGUGCAGAUGCCCGUGAACCUGGGGAAGCAAAACCUUUAGGAAGCUGCUGCUCCUUUCUGCAGGCAUAGCGUGCUGGCUGGUAUAGGCACUGGUUUGCCCACACUGUAGACGGGAAGGGGCGUACAUGCUGGCUGCAGGAAGCGGUCUUUGCCCACCCAGUCUGUGAUGUGCUACUCGACAGAAACGAGAAGAUGCUCCACGUAGGGAGGGCCCUUCCCCUCUGCCGUCUCUAGGGAAAAAUAGAUUCUUUGUGUAUAUAGAGGUCCUCCUCAUGGAGCAGCUUGGAAAAGCAGAGCAUGCAUUCUAACUGCAAAUCAUUCUUCUCUUUAGUAUAUACAGCUGUUUUCUACGGUAGAAAUAGGAUAUUAUUUGUAAACAUUUACAUGCACAUACAAAUGACACCUUACAGUUUUUAUAUAUUUCACGUGUUUUUAUACCAGAAUUUUCACUGUAGAUUCACUUGACGUAAAACGCCUGUUUCAGUUUAUCACAAAACUAAUGGUAGUAGACUUGAGCAUAAUUUCUGUUCGGUUCAGGGGACAAUUUUUUUCUCAACAGUUGCGCUUGCUGUUUUGACAAAUUUGAACAGACUUGUUUUAAAAAGAGAACACCGCGUUAUUUUUAAUCCAUUUGAAGUUAUCUUACACAGAAGUUUGCAUCCACCUAACAGGACCCCUGAAAUAGGACUGCUUUGUAUUGGCUUCUGAAUGGCAAGUAAUAGAAGAUUUUACUGUUUAAUGACUUUCUGUAUUCACAAUUCAGAGAGCCGUGAAUCCACUCGAUCAGAAUUGGACGUUGGUUUAAUUCGUGGUAUUUUCUUGAUGCAACUUAAAGCUGGAUUACAGGAGGCAAAUCUUCAUUUUAAGCAUGGAAAAUACAGACGGAUACGAUUUAACGUUCCCAGCCGAGAAUCAUGGCAUUAAAUGCAUGUGAUCUAGCCACCUACACUUUAUGCAUUUCUGAUUUGAUGGCACGGUGCCUGAGUGCCGUUAUAGUUUAAUAGUUUUUGUAGCAGUGAAGUGCCAGUGAAAUACAUAUCUUAACUGGGCAGCUUGUAUAACACAGGCAUAGCCUUCUUUACAGGAAAUUUCUCUCCCUUAUAGUACCUAUGUGCCAUGUGUCUACAGAUAUGCGUAUUUAAUUCGUUUGUGCCAAUUAAGAUCAUCUGAACAGCAUAGGAAUAUGAGAAUGCGUGUACAGAUUCCUGUGUGCCAAAGAUGGGGUAAAGUGAAAUGAGUACCUAAGCAUUCCAUUAAAACUGCACAAUAUGCCAUCCUAGAGCAGAUUGCUGUGUACAGUCACACUUUCUGAGCAUUUCCAUGACAAAGUGUCACCACUGCAUGUUUGUAAAGAAUAGGAAUAUAAAAUAAGUGUUGCUGCCACUGUGUUUCUAUGGCUUUCCCGUAUCGGCAGUGCCUAGCUGCAGAGGAAUAAGACCUAAAAAAUUUCGCGCUACUACCUAACCGUGUUGUCUCUUAUUUAGCACAUUUGGUGCCUUUUUUCUCCCCCCCCAAAAGUGAAAAAUUUGUAUCUGCUUUUAACUCUGGGGUAACUCAUUAAUGAAAGUCAUAAGCAACUCUGUUGAGCAUAGCUGUAUGCUGCAUUUGUCUAGUAACAAACUGUAAGCUAGAUUUUACAAGUGAGAUCCUAUAUCUCAAACAAUAUGGAAUUAGAUGAUUAAUCAAGAAAUGUAUCUUCCAUCAUGCAUUACUACACUGCUCAUAGCUAAGGGCCUAGUCCUAAAGCAUAUUUUUAUUUGGAUGAAAUACCAAAUAAGAUUACUACAAUAAUCUAAGUGACUCAUCACUAUAGUAGGUACUGUUCAUAUGAAAGCUUCUGGGAUUUGGAUCCUAGGAGUAUGCAGUGCUGUAAUAUAUUGUGCAUACUCAGCUAGCUUGCAGUUGUUAUGCAAAAAAAGUUUCUAAAAAGUAUUAUUUUGACUUUACUGAAAAUGUUAUAUAAAGCAAAGUGCCUGAUUAUUAAUACAGAAUACCUUUUAAGCCCAUUAUUUGCAUUUGGCAGGUAAUAUUUGCUUCUGUAUUUUAUCUACGGUCUUAAUAUUUUCAGCAAGAAUAUUUCAUAAACAUGCUGUAUUGAGAAGCUUUCUUUCAUGGGAAACACAGAAAAAGAAAUGUGUUUUGUUAGAUAAUUUAAAACUGAAAAAAACUAUCAGUAGAAACUAUAUGAAAAGAAUUACUUUUAUAUUGAAAUUAUUUCAUUUUCUGCGUGAGGAACCCUUGAAUUCUGGAUCUUGGUCUUUUUUCUCCUUAGGCUCCAACAAUUUGACGUGACUUUUCUCUUCUGCAGUUGUCGAAAACAGUUCCAGUAUAUCUGCAGGAGAAAAGAGAUUGAUCACAGUCCCUUUAGAUAUAAGCUAGGCUUUUGUCCUCCGCUGCAGACAAAGUGGUGGUCCAGAGUUCCAUCUCAUCUCUCCCAUGUAUAAUUGUUAGAUGUGACUUUGUGAGAGAAAUAAACAAUUUUCCUUCUCUGCUGUUUUCUGAAAUAACAAAAUAGGACAGUGUUUAGUCCUUUUAAUUGAACCAAUCACUGAGUUGUAUUGUUCCGUUUCUGGUUUUUUUACAUUUUCAUAUCACUGAAGAUACCAAGAGGUAUUCACUCCCCAGAAAAAAAUAUUCUUGGCAGGACUUGCAACAAAAGGAAUAGCAUCCAGCUCAGCCAGGUACUAUGUCUGGUAGAAAUAUUAGAGAACAGACAGUUGUUCAAAGCCAGUCUUAAGUCUCAAAAUAAACAGACUGAGCCCCAUUUAUAGAGGGGCUAGAUAAAAUACUGGUCAGUUACAUAGACCGAUGAAACUUGUUUUUAUCCUGGAAAAGAGCGAAGGCAGUUAAGACUUGUAUGCCUAUCCACAGCAAAUACAUAAACAUAGAGAUGCUCAAAUCAAGAGCUCGGUCCAGUUUCUUCACUUAACCUAGGCAGGUUGAAGGCAUCUGUUUGAUUCCAUCGAAAACACAUAUAUCGUGCAGGAUAUUCCCUUCUCAUUUUACUUCAUGCUAUGUUGUUUUAUCAUUUAUCUCAGUUAAAAAGUCUAUUCGGGCACCCUGUGUCCUGUAAUUAAUCUAGGUUCUGACACAUCCUUCGCCCAUUCUCAUACCCCACCCCAUUUCACGCCCAACAAGUAGAAACAUUGAGGAGUUAUAAAGGAGAAAUUGCACAUGUGGAAUCAGCUCACAGGUUUGGUUUGUCAGGCAGCUCUCAUGGAUUUCAGUACAGUUCUCACAGUUCUGCAUUCUGAAUCCUUUAUAGCCAGUUUGAACAAGGUAAUGCUUCCACAAGGUGUUCAGCUAAAGACACUUGGUUGAGGAAGGAUUGCAGUCUACUGGAGCAUGUUCCAGGAUGGAUACCAAGACACAAGGGGAUUGAUUCACCCUAAAGGAAAUGUGAAAAGCUUCCAACUGCUCAUUUACCACUAGUUUUAUCACAUAUGGGUAGUCUGGCCUUCAGACCCCAACUGAAACAUCUUUCUAUAGGAAUGUCCUCCAAAAGAUGAUCUUAGAAUGGUAAUACAUUUUUCUUCAUAAGCAGUUCUACCUGUUGAAUUAUUUUUUUAAACUACUGUCUAUGCUGUCUGUAGAUCGGAUUAAAACAUCAGAUUCUAGAACAGGAAAUCGAUUAAUUAAUGAAUUCCUGACACAUUCUUCCAUCCAAGGUACGUGCCAUAAAUCUUCUGAAUUUGGGUAGCUUGCUCCUACAGUUGAGUAAGGACGUUGUUUCAUUCUCUAGUAAGCAAUUUAGGUCCGUGCAGUUCUGGAGUGUGGCAGUGAAACGGAGGAGCUCUAUAGAUGGGUGGAAAGAUCCAGGCUACCUUUUGUACUUGCAGAAAGAGACCCAGUUCUGUAGGCUCAGGAUGGAGGAGGCAUUCUGGAAUGAAAGAUGUCUGCAAGUGGAAUUUUUUGUAAUUACAUUAAUUUUAAGCAAAGAGAGGCAUUAGUUUGACUUUGCAUGUUUAUCUGAACCAUUAGGCAUACUUCUCUUUGAAGUAACUUUUACGUGUAUUUUUAGCAAACGCUUCUAACAAGGUUUAAUAGUGUGACAGUUGACAGGAUGAGGUGAACAGAAGUAGUUACUGCGCAUUUUCCUUUUUCCUCAUGACAGCGAGUGGAAAGCAAAGUAAGAGUUGAGAGGAGGUUGCUAUACAAAAUUGCUGCAGCAGUAAAACGUUUGUGCUGCUAGUUAACAUACUGAGGUUUGUAUUAUAAAUGAAGUUGUAAUAAAGAUGUUUAUUAUCAAAGUGCGAGGCACAUAUUUUAUGGUGGUAUUCUACUCCUAAAAUUCUGGUUUGUAUUAUAUUGAGUAUAGUAGACAUUGUUGCUGUUGUCUCAUGAAUUUUGAUGCGGUAAAAUGAAACAUGCUCCCUUUUUACUGAAAAAUACCACAUACUAAUUGAUUUAAAAUUACUCUUUGUUGUCAGAUAUUUAGUUUGUUCAUAAUUUUUUUUAAAAUAAACUAUUUUUAUGGAUAAUCUGAUUGCCUAAUAGUUUUAAGGGACCUAUGUCAUACCAAAGGUAAAGCCACUCAGAAACUGACUUGGAAUAAGGCAUUGACACUGUUCUGGAGUGCAGUGGUCAAGAGUUACACCUGGAAUCAGUCAAGCAGAACUUAACUGGUGGUAGCUGUCUGUCACCAAGCUAAAGGGUUAGGCACACCCAGCAGUUUCCAAAACAAAACAGAAAAGGAAAAAACCAGCAGGAGUAGCAUAAAGGUUGCGUUAACAGACCUAGAGUAGCUCUUUGAGUCAUAGCUCAUGUUCACGAAGAAAAGCACAAAGGCUUGCGUUACUGAUGUGUCUGCUAUACCUGGCCUGUGAACUAAUAAAAAACUUCAGUGUGCUGUCAAUCCUGUAAACCUUCCAAAGCACAAAAUAUUCACCAAGCUACUGUUGGGUUUUCUAGUUGUAGUUCAGUGAUAUUUUGGAGGGUGGAAAGGACAGACUUGGAGGAUAAUGAGAAGAUAUUAAGUAUGUUUUACAGAUUUUUAUAGAUAUUUUUUUAGCAAAUGGCAUUGCUGUCCUUGACGUGAGACCAUUGAUUAGCAAGAAGUCGAUUAUUUUACUUGUGCAGUAUAAAACGGAAAGAAUAAAGAAAUCCAAAUAUCUUGAUUUCCUUUGCCAGGAUAGUGAUUAACUAAACUGGAAAGUAAUAGGACAAUUUAAUUAUUUAGCUGACUGAAAUAUUUCAUUCUAAAAACUUACCGAUCGUAUUUUUUUUUUUCUCAAAUGCAAGCUUCUUAGAAUAAACACGAAGCAAUGCAUCGGUUUUUUCCCUUAUUGCAGACUUAACUAUCGAAAGGAAAAUAUUUUGCAUUUUUUUAAAAUUAAUGCAAAGCCUGAAUUGUUGGAUGUUCCAGGCUACUGAAUAGAUGAUAUAGAGUUACUCUCAAUGGAUUUUUUUUUUGGGAUGGGGGCCUAAGUGUCCUUAUAUAAGCUGUGAUCCAAGUUAUGGUAAGAAAGGAGCCUAUGGUGAGCAGUAAUAAUGUUCUAAUGCUUCCUUGCAUUUGAUCAGUGGUUACCAGUUUUUAAUAUAACAGCCCUCACAGUACUUAGGAGCUCAUAGAACAUAUUGUGAUGUUAUGUUGCUAAUUUGUUUUAAAAUAUGAAAUGUUUUAAGCUUUUUGUCAAAAGUGAUAACAUCAUAUUACAAAUAAACCUUUUUGUGGUUGUAAAAUUUAGCUUAUAAAUCAUUCAAAUUGAAGUGAAAAAAACACAGGUCAUUGUUAAUGACAGUCUAUCCUACUAUUAAGAAUAUAUGUAUUUUUGUAAAGGAAAAGCACUUGUAGAUAUUUAAUCAGUCCAAUAUCUAUCUAUGUUAAUGUUUUGGAAAAAAAGAAAACAAAAUGCUGCUUAGAGAAUCACUUACAUAUUUUUAUUUUUUGUGCUCAAAUGCAUUUUCUGUUGAUUUAUGGAAUGUUUAUUCUGUGUGAAGCUGUAUAGUUAGUACAGCUGGGCUAAAUGCAUUUCUUACCUUAACUUAAUCAAUUGUAUCUGACUAUGAUAAUAUAUUUUCUGUCCGAUCAGGAAGAUAAUUGCAAAACGUAGACUGGUGGUGCUGGUUUUCAUCUUUGAUAUUAGCUUCAUCCUGCCUUAUAACAUUUCCACUUGAUUAUAAAAAAUACUAAUAAUUUUUUUGUGAUGUUUGUGUUUUAAUGGAUGUUUCAGGGUAUAUUUGCUUAUUCAGUUGAAUUUUAUUAUACUUAUAGACAUUUUUAUAAAAUGGUGACAGAAUUUUAUGUACGGUAUUUUAAAAAGCCGUUCCCUGGAUGAAAAAGUAUGCCAGGUUAGUCAAGUUUAAUACUUACUUUCCUCCAAAGGAAUCUACUGCUGGGUACAUGCAUGGAACAUGAUUGCAUCACUAAAGUUUCUGAGCAUUUGUACAAAUAGUAUUUUUUAAAUUCAGAGUAACUCAUUUCUUGUUAUAUUUUGCAGCUGUUUGAAACCUCACUCUUAACCGUAUGUUGAUUCAACAUAGCGCAUUAACACAGUUUCAGGAGGAAAAAACAAACAGUAAAGCAAAGAAUUUUAUUAAAGUACGGUAAAGAGUGGUGACCACCUUUGUAGUUAUUAGCGUACAAUCCAAAAUCUAUUUACUUAUUUCAGUGGGAUUCUACAGGGGUCUACUCCGUGGGCCUGAUGCCGAGUUAAGCUCUUCAGCUCGCCCUCGGUGGAGCUACUUUCUUUAAUCAUCCUUGUAGCUAAAACUUGAAACGACCCAGAGUUCCCACUUCCUCACCGAAUUCCCUUACGUGGGUGGCUAAUAUUGUUUAAUCUCAUUAUAUUAACCUUCCCGUAAAUAAAUAAGUUUUCCGACAUUGAGUUGUGUACCCUACCAGUAGAAUUCAGUGUUAAAACUCAGCUGAGUAAAUACUUGCAUAAUUGUCAAACUGGGAGAGAAUUUCACUCAGACUAUGAACACUUGUAAUGCCACUGUCUCAUUAAUCCGCAUGCUUCACAAAGAUCUGCAAGUGAUCAGGUUUGGAUGUGUUUUCUUAUUUGAAUAUUGUCUAUUUUUAUAAUUUUUAAGAGCUAAUUUCUGUAUUAAUUCAUUGGGGGUCAACAUCUCAGGGUCCACAAAGUAGCAGUUUAAAAACAUAAAUCCAUUUGAGCUGAGUGCAAUACCAGUAUUGCAGUCUUGUAUCUUUUAAAGAACCAAAUAUGUUGUGUUUUGAAGUAUUUAAAAAAGCACUGUAAAUUUCACCCAGUUCUACCAAAGGAAUGGGGUUUUUUUAAUCUGCGCUAAAAUCCUUCGAAGCUGGGUGUGGCCCUGGAAAAAUGAGACGCCUGUAACUGAGUUAGCACUAGUGAGCAACUUUACAAUUAAGUAAGGGAAGUGCUGGUACUAGGGUUUUUGGGUUUGG
This is a messenger RNA of Pygoscelis adeliae (Adelie penguin), 10160 nucleotides long. RefSeq names its product polycomb group ring finger 5 (gene PCGF5). Gene Ontology annotation, biological process: regulation of transcription by RNA polymerase II. Gene Ontology annotation, cellular component: PRC1 complex. The coding region runs from base 255 to 1025 and encodes 256 amino acids. The record is from RefSeq and is a predicted model, not a curated record. Lineage: Eukaryota; Metazoa; Chordata; Aves; Sphenisciformes; Spheniscidae. The transcript is spliced from 10 exons.